Molecule: messenger RNA, 1281 nt
Organism: Lolium rigidum
Lineage: Eukaryota; Viridiplantae; Streptophyta; Magnoliopsida; Poales; Poaceae
Product: cysteine and histidine-rich domain-containing protein RAR1
Biological process (GO): defense response to bacterium; defense response to fungus
Cellular component (GO): nucleus; cytoplasm
Molecular function (GO): Hsp90 protein binding
Source: RefSeq, a predicted model, not a curated record
AUGGCAACACGGUCCCUGGCGGCGGGGGCGCCGGUCGGUGCUGGAGACCGUCUCCUCGGUCGCGCGGGUGGCGUGUGGGCGGUGGAGGGCGCUCGCAGUGGUCACCCCGUCGACCCCGCGUCAGCUGAAGACGGCGUCCGACGGUCGUGCGGUACCCACCCCAAGGCCAAGGAUCUUGGCGUCCUCGUCGGCUACGCGUGCUUUGUUGGGACUCCGGCUCGGAGUCGAGAAGAGUCUCGAUGCAGUUGCAGGAGCCUGCCCCUCGGCUGCUUUAUUCCCUGCGCCGAAAGAGGUCCACCACAAAGGAAGAAGAGGGAGAGAACGGGGACAAGAAGAGGCAUCGCGAUGUCGGCCGAGACGGAGAAGACCGCCGCCGCGCCCGCGCCGGCGCCCGCGCCGCUACGGUGCCAGCGCAUAGGCUGCGAUGCCAUGUUCACCGACGACGACAACCCCGACGGCUCCUGCCACUACCACCCCAACGGACCUAUGUUUCAUGAUGGCAUGAAAGAGUGGAGCUGUUGCAAGCAAAGAAGCCACGAUUUUAGCUUAUUUUUGGCUAUUCCUGGAUGUGCCACAGGGAAGCAUACAAGUGAAAAACCAGUCACGAAAGCUGUUUCUCUUAACACCCCAAAGGCAGCUCUCCCAAAGGCAGCUCCAAUCCAGUCUUCUAACCAGGGUGUGGAAUCUGGGGCCUGCUCAAGGUGCCGUCAGGGUUUCUUUUGUUCUGACCAUGGAUCACAGCCCAAGCCACAAAAACAAGUUGCUGUAAAUGGUACAGAUGCGGAACCUAUUGAGAAAUGCUCGGUUCCGCUGCCCAAGAAAAAAGUUGAUCUGAAUGAGCCAAGGCUUUGUAAGAAUAAAGGAUGCGGCAAAACCUACAAGGAGAAGGAUAACCAUGAUGCUGCGUGCGAACACCAUCCAGGGCCUGCAGUUUUCCAUGACAGGAAGAGGGGGUGGAAAUGUUGUGAUAUUCACGUCAAGGAGUUUGAUGAAUUUAUGGAGAUACCUCCUUGCACAAAGGGGUGGCACAACGCCGAUGCCGUGUGACGCUACUUUGCAAUAAGAUACUGUCAAGCGUAAUGGUAUUUGUUGUAGUAUCUCCUAGUGCAUAAGAUUGGCAUAUUGCCACGAUUUGUGGAGAACUACGAUUGGAAGUGUGAUUUGAUGUUUGAGAAUAGGCUGGUUGAGUUUGACACUGAGUGAUUAAAUCUCAUAUGAUGUUUCAUGUAAUCUGGAACUGGAACUUGAAACCAUAUGUCAAGACUUGAUUUAAUUGUUCUA